UCUUCCUCUCCAAAGUUUCCUUCUUCUAUUUAUUUCACUUUCUAUAUAUCAACUUGCCAUUUUAUUUCUCAAAACAUUUUUAACUUCUAAGUUCUAACCCUUCUUCACUACUAUAAUAAUUCAUAUAACAAAGUUCCUAUGCUAGCUAACUCUUCCUCCAGAAUAUUUCCACGUUGGUUCUGACACAAAGAGUUUAAAAAAAAACAUUUGAUAGAGGUUAAUUGAAGAAAGUGCACAUGGGAAGACAUUCUUGUUGCUACAAGCAGAAGCUUCGUAAAGGUCUUUGGUCCCCAGAAGAAGAUGAAAAGCUUUUGAAUUAUAUCACCAAACAUGGUCAUGGAUGUUGGAGCUCAGUUCCAAAAUUAGCUGGUUUGCAGAGGUGUGGGAAGAGUUGUAGAUUGAGAUGGAUAAAUUAUCUAAGGCCUGAUUUGAAGAGAGGAGCAUUCUCAGAGCAAGAAGAGAAUUCCAUAAUUGAACUUCAUGCACUCCUAGGCAACAGGUGGUCGCAGAUUGCAGCUCAGUUACCUGGAAGAACAGACAAUGAGAUAAAAAAUCUAUGGAAUUCAAGUCUGAAAAAGAAGCUAAAGCAAAAAGGAAUUGAUCCAAACACACACCAACCAUUCUCUGAGAACAAUGACAAUGACACACCAAAUAUUCAGAUUCAAAAAACCUCUGUGGGAUCCAAUGAAGUGAAGAAUCUAUUUGAUGAUACACCAAAUCCAAAUUCUAUUCCAAUGGAUAAUUGUAAUUAUCCCCUUGAAAUUAAUUCAAAAAUCAACAACUCGGUUAAUUGCUUCAUACCUUGUGAUAAUAUGGUUGGAUUAGGAGGAGGAUCAUAUCUCAAUUUUCAACAACUUAACUAUGGAAUCAAUAACAUGACUCUAUCUCCUCCAAAUUCCAACAGCAACACUUCACUUUGCUUCAUACCAAGUACUAGUGGUUCCACUUCUACUUGCUCUCAAAUGAUGUCAGAAUUAAAUUCUUCCACCAUGUUCCAUUCUAUGUACACAAAUCAUCCUUCAAAUUCUAUAUCCUCUGGUGAAGUUGAUGGGAUUCAAAACUGGGAAUUUGGUGCAAGCAAAAGCAGCAAUGGAAGCAGCAUUAAUAAUUACCUUGAUCAUCAAGUAGUAGAAGAUAUUAAAUGGUCUGAUUAUAUAAACUCUACUCCAUUUUUUCUUGGAAACAACAACACAUUUCAGCAAACUACAACAUCAACACACUCUUCUAUCUAUGAGGUUAAACAAGAAAUGGGAGGGUUCAUUAAUACAAAUGAAUCUAUUCAAUCAAGUAGCAGUACAUGGCAUCCUCAUUUUGAAGCAGAUAUAUAUAGCAACAAAGAUCUUCAAAGAUUUUCACUGGCUUUUGGACAAACACUUAAUUAGAGCUUCAUUUUCAUUUUACACGUACGUGAAAUCAAGUUUCAACCAAAAAGAAAGAAAGAGAUGCCGACAUUUCCAACGUGAAUUAUUUGGUCAGAAGAAACUUGUCCUCACUUCUGACCACAGGUGUGUGCUGUAAAUUUUAUUUUUUUCAUUUAAAGUUUUCUUUUUCUUUUUCUAUUGAUAUUGUAAAUGUGUCUGAUACAAUCAAAAAAAUUAUCAGCAUUAUGUUACAUUAUGAUUGGCUAAAUUAAGCUUCUUUCAUUUCAUCAUUAUUUUGUUCAUCAAACACAUAAGGCUUGUUCCAGAUUCUUCCAUUAA
Molecule: messenger RNA, 1700 nt
Organism: Medicago truncatula (barrel medic)
Lineage: Eukaryota; Viridiplantae; Streptophyta; Magnoliopsida; Fabales; Fabaceae
Product: transcription factor MYB61
Exons: 3
Coding region: 237-1382 (381 amino acids)
Source: RefSeq, a predicted model, not a curated record